AUGGAAAGGGUGUCUCCCUGUGCUUCCAGCUGGUGUUUUGUUUUUCAGGAAGGAGUGCCAGGCUCGGCUCUGCCCGGCCCCGCGGCGCGCAGCCGGCGCUACACCAUCACCCCGGGCCGCCUCAAGUGGGACCACUUCAACCUCACCUACAAGAUCCUGUCCUUCCCCAGGAACCUCCUGAGCGCCAGGGACACGCGCCGGGGGCUGGCGGCCGCGUUCCGCAUGUGGAGCGAGGUGUCCCCGUUCAGCUUCAGGGAGGUCCCACGGCACCUCCCCAGCGACCUCAAAAUCGGUUUCUACUCCAUCAACCACACGGACUGCCUGGAGUCUCUGACCCACCACUGCUUCGAUGGCACCACGGGGGAACUGGCCCACGCCUUCUUCCCACCCCAUGGAGAAAUCCACUUUGAUGACCACGAGUAUUGGAUCCUGGGCAACACCAGGUUCAGCUGGAAGAAAGGGGUGUGGCUGACAGAUCUGGUCCAUGUGGCAGCCCACGAGAUCGGACACGCCCUGGGCCUCAUGCACUCGCUGAACCCCAACGCCCUCAUGCACAUCAACGCCACCCUGACGGGCAAGAAGAGCAUUUCCCAGGAUGAGGUGUGGGGAAUCCACAGGCUCUACGGCUGUAAGGACAGGUUAUUUAUGUGCCCAUCGUGGGCCAAAAAAGGUUUCUGUGAGAAGCGCAGGAAGCUGAUGAAGAAGCACUGCCCGUCCACCUGUGACUUCUGCUACGAAUUCCCAUUUCCAACAGUGCCCCCCACUCUGCCCCCACCAAGGACCAAAACCAAGACGGUUUCUGAGGGCAGGAACGUCACCUUCCGCUGUGGGCAGAAGAUCAUCCACAAAAAAGGCAAAGUCUACUGGUAUAAAGAUAAGGAACUUCUGGAAUAUUCCUAUCCAGGUUAUUUAGCCCUAAAUGAAGACCACAUGAGCAUCAUUGCAAAUGCAAUUAAUGAAGGAACUUACACUUGCAUAGUGAAGAAAAAAGAAAGGAUCCUGACUACUUAUUCCUGGAGAAUCAGACUGAAGCACUGACCCAGCCCUGGAUUCAGUUCCUGCUCCUUCUGUUUCCAGUUUUUUCUUUGGCAUUUUAGUUUUAAUUUCCAGUAGUGCAACUGAAUUCUCCAGCAGCUGCUUCGGUACCUUGGGCAAAAGAGAUUCUGGGACUGGUUACUGGAAUGUCAAACUCUUCCAGAUUUGUUUUAAAGAUAAAGAAUUUAUCAACUAUUUGCUGUACAGAAAAUUAAAAACCUUUUUUUUUUUGUAAGAAAAGUGUCAGAUGGAGCUGUGUGGGGCACUGCAGCAAACCAGGAGCAGACUCUGCCCCAGCCCCUGGGACAGUGGGAUGGCAGGAAGAGGACAAGUUCAACACUCCCUGAAUGUUUUCCUGCCAUUUUUUACAUCCUGCUGCACUGCAAAUAGAAGAAAUGACAAUGCUAAGCCUUAAUAUUGCUUUUCUUUCACUUGUCAGGAGGAUGAGGAUCACAUAAAUCCUGUUUUGCUCCUCAGUUGUCCAUUCCAACAUGUUCAGUUCAAGGAGCCACAGAACAGAUCUUCCCCUCAAGUGGUUUCCUGUGGUUUGAGAGUUUUCUUCCUAUCCCAAGAGGAAUUUAUUGCUCAGAGCUGGUCUUUGAGGGGUCUGAGUUGCUCAGUUUGAUAAUUAAGGGGUCUGAGCUACUCAGGGUUUGGUCCUUGAAGGGUCUGAGCUGCUCAGAGUUUGGUCUUUGAGAAGUCUGAGCUGCUCAAAGUUUGGUCCUUGAAGGGUCUGAGCUGCCCAGUUUGGUCCUUGAGGGGUCUGAGCUGCUCAGUUUGGUAAUUAAGGGGUCUGAGCUGCUCAGUUUGGUAAUUAAGGGAUCUGCACUGCUCAGUUUGGUAAUUAAGGGGUCUGAGCUCUCAGUCUGGUCCUUGAGGGGUCUGAGCCUUGGGUCCUGUGGGAGAUGAGGUGAUUUCCUCCCGCAGGAUGAGGUGAAAGUGCCACAUCCAGCUGGAGAAGAGCUCAGGAGUGGCUGGCAAAGCUGGGAAGGGAACAAUUCCAUGUCACAGCCAAACUAUGCAGUGGGGUCAUGCUUCAAUCCUGCACAGCUUCCCUGUACUCCUGCUGUUCACUGGGCUCCUGGGGAAGCUUCUGGAAUCAGGAAUGUUCAGCUGUUUCUCCUUCAGGGCUGAGGAACAGGGAGUUUUGUCUUCCUGCACAGGAAAACAACCAGACAGCUUUCCCAACUCACCACAAUGCAGCACAUCCACAUUCCAGCCCCACGGCCUUUCCCCAGGAAAACUCUCCAAAAUGGACUGAAACUGAUAAAAUGUUUAGGAUUGGAGUUAAUCCCUUACUGGCCUGGUGCCCAGCUGUGGUUGCAGGAAAAUGUGGUGGUUUCCAGAUCUCCCUGUUUCCAAAACAAAGUGACAGCUUCAACAAAUCAGGGGCUCCAGAGGAUGAGAUUCCAACAUGAUUCCUCCUCUCCUCUUUCCCCAGAAAGGACUGGAAUGUGGCCUUGCACAACCACUAAAGCUGAAUUCUUCUCUGGAUGGAAAAAAGGCAUACAUUUAAAAAAAAAAAAACUUUCACAAGAAAUAAAGUUUCAAGUCUGCAUAUUAAAUCUUUUUGAUUUAUAAAACAAUAGAGUAAUUUUGCACCACUGUAAAUACAUUUGCAGAACAAAAACAAAACAAACCAAAAAAAAAUCUGGUCAGGGAGUAUCAAACCCAGCCCAGCUCUCUCUAAGGUAACAGGAUACAAAUCUCAGAAUUGUCAUUUUUCUUUUUGCCCUAAAUAUAUUCAGACACAAACAAUUUGCUUACUUUAAAUAAAAAAUAAACUCUCUUUACGGUCACCAACAUCCCACUUUGCUGCAUGUGAAGCAAUUAAAUCCUUCACACUAUUAAACAAUUGAAAUAGUAUUUUAAUUCUACAAAUUUACAAGGAAAACAAAACAAAACAAACUGAACAAAAAAACACCCCUAAAAACAAACCAGAAACUGUUCCAGGACUGUUAUUUCAAGUUGUCCUUUGUCACAGUUUGUGAUGAUCCUGGGGUUUUCAGGUAACUCCAGUCCUCUAAUGGAAUGCAGCAGAUAAACUCCACAUUGAUUUAUAAAACAAGAGCCUUGGAAUCUGUGAUAAUAUUUGAGUUUUUUUCACAGGGAAAAACAUCUGGUGCCCCUGACAGAGAACAGAACUGGGGCACUCAAAUCCACUCACAUGAAUGGUGCUUUUUGGAGUUUUUUUUUCCUUCCUUUUUCAUGUUGAGUUCAAAACUUGAGGCUGAAGCCAGGUCCUGCAGCAGAUGCACCUUGAUUUGUGGUGGUCAGAUGGAAACCUG
This is a messenger RNA of Taeniopygia guttata (zebra finch), 3323 nucleotides long. The record is from RefSeq and is a predicted model, not a curated record. NCBI's taxonomy places the organism in Eukaryota, Metazoa, Chordata, Aves, Passeriformes, Estrildidae.